Messenger RNA from Erigeron canadensis, 1206 nucleotides. Its product is annotated as exosome complex component CSL4. Gene Ontology annotation, molecular function: RNA binding. Gene Ontology annotation, biological process: RNA processing. Gene Ontology annotation, cellular component: nuclear exosome (RNase complex); cytoplasm. The coding region runs from base 131 to 730 and encodes 199 amino acids. The transcript is spliced from 6 exons. Lineage: Eukaryota; Viridiplantae; Streptophyta; Magnoliopsida; Asterales; Asteraceae. The record is from RefSeq and is a predicted model, not a curated record.
UAAAAAAAAAUCUAUCGGUCUCUUGUUUGUUAUGUGUUUGCCGCCAGCUUCAAAAAGAUCAAACCCUAAUUAAGCUGCUCAAUUCACAAAAUAAUAGUAAUUAUUGAUUAAAAAUACUCAGAAAUUAAGAAUGCAAGAAAGGUCAGAAGAAGAAGAGAUGGUGACACCAGGUGAAAUAUUGGGGAAAGGAACUGAUUUAAUACCAGGAAAGGGAGCAUACUUGUCACGUGACAACCACAACACUGUUUACGCUUCUCUCACCGGCCGCCGCUCUCUCAUUCCUCCCCCACCCGAUUCUCCAGACCAGAGGCCAAUCGUUGAAGUGAUUGGACACAAAGCCCAUGGUCCUGUUCCCGAGCCAGGUUGUGUUGUUAUUGCACGAGUAACAAAGGUGAUGGCUAGGAUGGCUUCAGCAGAUAUUAUGUGUGUUGGUUCAAAAUCAGUUCGAGAAAAGUUUUCUGGUAUCAUCAGGCAACAAGACGUCAGAGCAACCGAGAUUGACAAAGUAGACAUGCAUACAUCCUUCCGUCCUGGUGACAUUGUGAAAGCUUCAGUCAUCUCUUUGGGAGAUGCUCGUGCAUAUCAUCUUUCUACUGCACAGAAUGAGCUGGGUGUUGUAUCAGCAGAAAGCAUGGCAGGGGGGACAAUGGUUCCAAUCAGUUGGACAGAGAUGCAGUGUCCACUGACAGGCCAAAUCGAGCAGAGAAAAGUUGCUAAAGUUGGAGCCUGAAAUCUACAUUUUUAUGUCCAAUCUCAUUGCAAAAGCUUAUCUAUUUGGAAGAUUAGCCCCAUAUGAAUUGAGCCUUGAAUCAUCAAUGGUUUGUUGUCAAUGUUGGUAGACAGUUCUGUUACGGUUUGUAUAUGUAGUCUUUUAAUAGUAUGGAGAUGCUACUCAGAACUAGAUUUAAGGGCAAGUUUUUGUACCCUUCCCAAUUUGAUUAGAGUUUUAUUUUUUCAGGCCUUAUAAAUUUAAUUGAUUGUUAGGCUUUUCGUUCCCCGACUUUAUUAUGGGUGUUUAGAUUUCAGAUUUGCUCUUUUGCAGUGGUUAUUGUGACCUAAGAAUCAUAACCGAAUGAUUGGUAACAUUAUACUCUACUCUCAUUCCUUGUUUACGACACAUUAUCCCUGGUAACCAGGUGGGCGAAAUAGUUCUUUAUGGGUCUUGAACGUUUCUUUUUUAACGGUUAUUGAAUGUUUUGAUGUUUC